GUUUCUACACUGUUGUUGUCUCGACAUGGCGACUGAAAAUGCGAUGGAUCUGAAUUCUUUAGUUUACUCCUUUUUGCAGAAACAUUGUCCACCCAGCGCUAAAUUGUUCGCUAAAUCUAAGAAACCGAAACCACUUCCUCUAGGAAGUCCCUCAUUGGAAGCUAUCAUUCAUGAAAGAUUAUCUGAAAACUUGCCUACUUCAAAAGAAAAGAAAUUGACUGAAUCCAAAACUGAUGUCAAGAACAAAAGUAGUAGUUCCAGUUCUGAUGAUGACGACAGUAAUCUAAGUCAAGCGAAGCAAAUGCCGAAAAUAACUGCACCUGUUGCCCAACUGAAGAAAGCAGCUGAAGAAACAGAGGACAGUUCUGAGGACUCAUCUGAUUCUGACGAACCAGCGAAACCUAAAACUGCAUUAUCUCUCUCUAAAGGAGCUUCCAAGGUGCCGACAAAGGCUCCUGUAAAACCACAAGAGGCUAAGAGUGAAUCAACUUCCUCAGAUAGUUCUGAUUCUGAUGACAAUACUUCUGGAAAGCCAUCAAAAGUUAAUUUACCUUCGCCAAAAACCAACAUGCCUGUUCCUCAGUCUCAAAAAGCAAAAAAAUCAUCUGAUUCAUCUGAUUCUGAGGAUGAAAAAAAUAAUGCAAAAUCAGCCUCAAAAAAUAACUCUCUUGCUACUCCUGCCAAUAAAAAUCUUAAUUUGAAAUCUAAAAUUGAAGCCCAGAAAAAAAGGAAGACUGUUGAAUCCAGCUCUGAUUCAAGCUCUGACGAAAAUAGUAAAAGUAAGGAUACAUCUGUUGCCAAUAAAAAUCUUAAUUUGAAAUCUAAAAUUGAAGCCCAGAAAAAAAUGAAGACUGCUGAAUCCAGUUCUGAUUCAAGCUCUGACGAAAAUAGUAAAAGUAUAGAUACAUCUGCCAAAAAAAAUCUUAAUUUGAAAUCUAAAAUUGAAGCCCAGAAAAAAAUGAAGACUGCUGAAUCCAGUUCUGAUUCAAGCUCUGACGAAAAUGGUAAAAGUAAAGAUACAUCAUCUCUUCAAGCCCAGGAACCUCUAUCAAAGCAGACUCAAGAAUCAUCUGAUUCUGAGGAUGAGAAAAAUAAAGCAAAGGUAGUUGGGAAACAAAAAUCUGUUUCUGUUAGUGCUGGUAAAAAUACUAAUAUGAAAACUAAAAGUAUAUCUGAACAUAAAGAAGGAAAAUCUGACUCGGAUUCAAGUUCUGAUUCUGAAGAAGAGAAUAAGAUGAAAGUCUCUGUAAAUAAGCCAGUUCUUCAUCAAACUUCACUUCAUGCAAAAAAAUCACCAUUGCAUGCAACAAAAACUCCUGAUUCGAGCUCCAGUGACUCCAGUUCUGAUUCAAGUGAAGAAAAAAUUAAAUCAAGCAAAAAUGUAUCUAACAAACCUGUACCUUCUAAUAAGCAAGCUAAGGCACCUCUGAUUCAAGCAGUUAAGAAUGUAUCAAAAAAAGAUUCAUCUGAUAGUUCAAGUUCAGAUUCAGAAAAAAAUGCAUCUGAAUUAGUUAAAGCAAACCAGCCAAAUAAUUGGAACAAGGCAAUUUCAAAGUUUGCUGAAGAGAAUGAUUCUAGUUCAGAAUCUGAGGAUGAAAAAGAUGUAAUGGUAUCAUUAGCUAGAAAAACAUCUACUCCUUUAAACAGUUCUAAAGUGCAGAGUUUGCAGCCUAAGCAAAAGCCUAUACCAGUUAGUGCCACAUUAAAGAGUAAUGCUGUCAAACCUGCAGAUAGUUCAGAGUCAAGUUCAGAUUCUGAGGAUUCAAGCAGUAAGCCUCAAAUGAACAGUGCUAAAAAAAAGAAUUCUAGCAAAGCAGAUGAAAGUUCAGAAGAUUCUUCCUCAGAUUCUGAUAAUAAAAACACAUCUAAAAAAAUAAACACACCAGUAGCAUCAAAAUCUCCUUUAAAAGGGAAACAGGUCAUUGGAACUACAGUUCCUUCUCAAGGCUCCGGAAGCAAAAAUGAGGCAGUUAAGAAAAAGAAAACUCCACAUGAUGUUUCAGAAAGUUCUGAUGAUUCUUCUGAAUCAGAAGAAGAAAGUAAAAAACCAGCACAAUCAAAAAAUAUUCAACAGACUAAAACUGUUGGUAUAUUAAAUAAAGCACCAGUUAAGAGUACCAGUGGAAACAAAUCCUCUGAUAGUGAUAGCUCAGAUUCAGAGGAAGAAAAUUCAAAUAAAAAAGCCAUUUCAGCUAUACAGAAUAAAAAUGCUAGCUUACUCAACAAAACUCCAGCCAAGGCUGUCAGUGGUAAGCAGUCUUCAGAUAGUUCAAGCUCAGAUUCUGAUGAUGAGAAUGCAACACCUGCAGUUACAACUCCUAAACAAAGUUUUAGUAAAUCAGAAACACCAGCUAAGAUGGUUAAAGAGAAGGCUUCCAGUAGCACAAUUGUGAAUGGAAAGCAGAUUAAAUCUAAAAAGCAGGCAAGUUCAAGUUCUGAUGAUUCCUCAGAUUCUGAUGCUGCAGAUCUCUCUCAGAGCAAACUUGCUUCUGCCAAAAUAAAUCAAAAUAAAAGCAAGGUUAUAGAACAAGGUACUGCAACUAAAAGAAAAAAAGGUGGAAGCAAAGCUGAGAGUUCAUCUAGUUCUGAAAGUGAAAAUGAACCCAAGAAAUCAAAGAAUACUUCUACACCUUCUUCUGUUGGUAAGCCUGUCUCUAAAUCAGGGAUCCUCUCCUUUCAGGCGAAUAAAAAGCGAAAAUAUAGAAAUUGAUCCAAGACUACAAAGAUCAAGCCAGAUAGCAAAGCACGAACUCCCCAAUUUGGGAUCAGCACGUGGGAAACAAUUCAGACAUGAGAAGACAAAGAAGAAAAAGGGCAAUCAUUCUUUUGGAAAAAUUGAUACAUCUGUAAAAUCCAUAAAAUUUGAUUAAAUUUUAUUUUCUAAUUU
Messenger RNA from Stegodyphus dumicola, 2887 nucleotides. RefSeq lists its product as uncharacterized. Gene Ontology annotation, cellular component: nucleolus. The record is from RefSeq and is a predicted model, not a curated record. NCBI's taxonomy places the organism in Eukaryota, Metazoa, Arthropoda, Arachnida, Araneae, Eresidae.